This is a messenger RNA of Sclerotinia borealis F-4128, 723 nucleotides long. The record is from the annotation of a GenBank genome assembly. Lineage: Eukaryota; Fungi; Ascomycota; Leotiomycetes; Helotiales; Sclerotiniaceae.
AUGACCGAAAAUACUCCCACAUUCCACCACCUCAACAACUCUCAAUCCCAACGAAUCUUCUGGCUCCUCGAAGAACUAAACACCCCCUACACCCUCCAACUACACACCCGCAACCCCUCCACCGACCCCAAAGCGGCCUUCCUCGCGCCCCCCUCUCUCCAAUCCACCGGUCCCUACGGCAAAGCCCCACUCCUCAUCACCGGUCCCCAAGACCACUCCCGCUAUAUCCCGGAAUCCCUCGCCAUCGCCACCUAUUUGAUCCGCACCUUUGAUACCGACGAUAAAUUCGGUCUCCGAAAUGGCGAUUGGGUACGCGAUGAAGUACUCCUCAGUAUUAUCCUGACCGAUCUUGGACGGGCGACGGGUAUGAUGCUCAUGCUUGAUUUCAACGCGGUAGCCAAUGGAGUGGGACUGAUGGGGAAGAGGUUUGAUGGACCGGCGUUGAGGAAUGUAUUGGGGGAUUUGGAGAGGGAAUUGAAGGAGGGGCCCGAGGGAGGGUUUUUCAUGGGGAAGAAUCUGGGUAGAGCGGAUAUUAUGUUGGAGUUUCCAAUGGCGAUGGUGAAGCAGAGGAACUGGGUGGAUUUGGAAAAGGAGUUUCCGGCGCUGAAUGCUUGGUUGGAAAAGUGCUAUGAGAGACCUGCGUGGAAGAGGUGUAUUGAAAAGGGGAAUGGGUAUGAUUUGACUACUUUUCCUCAGAAGGAACAUCUACAGGCGCAUUUGUAG